This is a messenger RNA of Rhipicephalus sanguineus (brown dog tick), 3862 nucleotides long. RefSeq lists its product as uncharacterized. The transcript is spliced from 3 exons. NCBI's taxonomy places the organism in Eukaryota, Metazoa, Arthropoda, Arachnida, Ixodida, Ixodidae. The record is from RefSeq and is a predicted model, not a curated record. Bases 147 to 881 code for a protein of 244 amino acids.
CCGCGGCGUUGACUAGCCCUUUCUCUGUGGUGUUGUUGAAGGUGUUUUGCAAAGUGCGGCGUCAUUGCGUGGACCGUUGUCGAAUUAAGGACUACGAGGGUGCUCUACUCGUCCCGCAGACAUCGGAAAUCGCGGUAGUUUGAGUCAUGGAGUCGACGUCGCCGGAGCCGGAGUCAGAGUCAAGGCCUACUAGGCGCCGAGCGAGGAGGCUGACCGAGGAGCAGUUACAAGCGAUGCUGAACAGCGAUACAGACUGUUCAGACAACGACCCGGAUUUUUACGAGGAGACGAGCCCCAAACGCCGCCGUUCGGUACAACACCCACAGACACCCCAAGACUCGUCGCAUUCCUCUGAAGACGUCGACGAUCCUGACGAUCCUGAGGAGUCUCCGCCGCGGAAGAAGGCGGUCAAAGCUAAAGGGGAUCCAGUCAAGAAGAAGAAGGGUGAAGGGACCAAGGUCGGCACCAAGCGUUCUUCAUCGUGGGCGCCAGUGCACGACGUGCCUCCGCCAAUAGAAAAUCCUCACCUGUACUCAUCAUGGACAAACGAUUCUAAAAUUGUGGAGCCCGCCAAAAAGAGCGACGACAAGACGUACUACUGCUGCGUCCGCGACUGCGAGUCCGGCGACACAUCCGACAAGGAGGGCCUCUGGCUGUUUGCCAUGCCGGAAAACGAGGAGCUCAUGUCGCUAUGGGACGAGCGGUUACCAAUAGACUACGAGCGCAACCGGCCACAGAGUCCACGCGUCUGCUUCCGCCACUUCGAGAAGGCCGACUUUGUGCGACGGCAGCAGCGGCUCCUUGGUCUCCGCGAGGACGCCAUCCCUUUGAAGGUGGAACCUGCCGAUGUCGAACCACGCAUCAAGCAGGAACCGUCCUAAAUACACUGCCUUCACAGGGAAAUUCUCUGAAAGGCAAAACAAAAAGAUGCCUCAUUGAGCAGCGAGAUAGUACGAAUAAUUUCAAUAUCUGUCUGGAAAAGUUGAGCAGGAACAUGAGGUCGUUUCGUCUGUGUGAAUGGCGAGUGUGCAUAAUGCACGUGUAUGAUGGAAUGGUCUCUGUUUAAAGGUUUCUUUGCGCUUGCCAUACAGUUUUGUUCUGUUAAAUGUGUGUGCGGGUUUAACAUCUUGCCUCUCUAUACAUUGCUUUCGGUCGUCUCCACAGCUCAAAACGCCAAAGAGUUUCCUUCCAGAAAGAAACUGCUGUGACCAUUCUUGGACUUCUUAGCUUUACAUUUAAUCAGUUAAAGCGGCAAGCUAGGUGAGUUGGUAAUUGAACACAAUUUGCUAAGUGGGCAGCAUUGCGUGGAUGGAUGUCAAGGAAGAACACAGCACUUGUGUCGUGUUUGUUUUUUCUCAUCCUCUGUCCGGGCUGCGCUGCCCUCUUAGCAAAUUAUGUGCAAUUGCUGGAGUAGGCUGCCAAAAGGCUGUGAUUCAGUCACAUGAGGGCACGGUAAAAAAGCAGCUGCACAGGCUCUUUCUCUCUCUCUCUCUCUUUUUAAGUUGUGAAAAAGUCACAUGGGUGGAUAAAAAGAUGACCAGAGGACAACUAAGGCUAACUGCACCACUGUUGAAAAUCAUUUUUAAACAUUUUUUUUUUUCUUUUACUAUCAGUUCUAGCCAAGUUAAUUAUCGCAAAACCCAUUGUCUGAACAUUGUUUUGUGGGUCCAUCAAGGCACUCUCUAGGUGCAGAUGAGGCUUGUUGUUAGACUGCUAAACAUCUCAAAAGCCUUGUCAUUUCAGGCUAGAGUUACUAGAGUCCUUUGGCAAGUUACGGAAAUAUGGUGCACAAAUACGGUAAGGCAGUACGGUAGCGCUUCUCCUUUUCCACUCGUGCUUAAGCCGCUCCCAGUGACAGUGCAUCCCCCGAACAACGGGUGCGUCGUUAACAAUGCGUAGGCCAAGGGGGCAACAGCGAGACGUGACUACCCCACAGUAAUUUUUGAAAAAGCUUUUGAGGUGUUGGGGUGCCUUCACCGGCAAAAGCACAGCAAGCGGGAAAGGAGGAGCGCUACCGUACUGCCUUACCAUAUUUGAGUACCGUAUUUUCGUAACUUGCUGAAAGACUCUGCUAACUGUGAUGCGGGCUUGCGCACAUUACCAUAUACUUGAAACUGUUGCUAGGUGGAUCUUGCGAAAUAUUGGCGCUUCUGUGUAUUGGCGAUUGCCUCGAGGAAUGCGCAAGGUUCUGUAGCCACUGCUGCUGUCAAUCUUUUAAGACUGACAGAAUGAAAGUUUUCAUUUAGGAGUUAUGCAUUCCUUGUGGACCUUCAUAUUGAAUUUCAGAAUGCAGGAUAUCCACUUAUUUGCGAAUGCAAACUUCACGCGACUAGUGCGCAGAUCAGUCCCUUCCACUGGUGCACAUUCCUAGUUUGUAAUCUCUUGUUGCGUCAUAUCUCGCACCUAGUUAUGCAUUUUGCGGAAUAUGCUAAGUUUUUUUUCAAAAGCCAUUUGUCAUACUUGAGGAAAGAAGGCUGCUUUCUAGCGCACCCUUCCUCCGAGGCUCGUAAACCCCAAGAUGACCUUUGCUGCGAGUACACGAGCCACGUACGUCUUGAAAAUCAUUGACUAAACAUUUUUUACAAGGUGUCAUUGUUGGCGUGGUUGCUUUCAAUAUGUUUUCCACACUGAACAUGAUCCAACUUCUGCUGUCAUCCACUGAAAUAAACUGCUAUGAAAUGAAUUGUCACGGUAUUAACAAUCUUUUCGUCGAGCAUUACAUGAUGUGGGAGAAAUCGCAGUAGUGUUUGAAUCGAGCGGAAAUGUCACAAGAGGCUUGCAAAUGAACCUUGGUAAGGUAAAUUGAAAACCUUGCAAAUUUUUGUAUUGUUUUCUUGGUGCAGUGCCUCUCUCUUUUUUCUGAGAAAGUUUUUGUGAGCAUUGUAGAAAAUGCUUGUGCUGUUCCAUAAUAAUGUGUUCAGAGGCAUACCAUUGUUUGCCGCUGUUUUUUUUUUCUUUUGCUUGUGCGUGCAUUGAAGCAUUUGUAGUUUCUGGAAAUCAUGACGUUGUAGCUCUUGUCUUUGGGAGAGCAACUGUUUGACUGCAAAUGGAUGUUUGUGUACAUUUUUUUUUUUUUUUCAUUGUAACAUGCUCUCUGUUUCUGUGAAUGAAAAAGCAAAAAUGAUCUGCACUGCACCGAAUCAGUGUGAAUCAUCACGACCACAGUCAUCAUAAUUUCAUAUAGGAAAUCAUGUGUAAGGCUUGUUUUGUGCAGCUGUCAAUGCAUGAAACGGGUGCUGAUUGCGCAAGUGCUGCAUUACAGCUUCAGUCAUGCCCCAUCACUUUGCAGAAGUGUGCUGGACAUUGCGGUAAAUCUUUUCAUAGUGCACAGGUUUAUGCGAGCUGGUAGAUUAUCGUUGCCCGAGUAUGUUUCUGCAUGGUAUGUUGUGGUAAAAAGCCUUUCGUAUGAAGUGAAUUAAUGUUCAGAGUUUCGUAUUAUGCACCUGUGCACAGCAGAGCUUGUGCGCAAGUGCUGUUCCGGAGUGUUGUUUUUAUGUAAGAAUGCAUUUUUGUCUCGUUUGUUUAAAUAAACGUUUGACGGUUUUAAUCGCCUUGUUUAUGAGGAAAAGUACUGGCAACACUCUUAUGUCACGCAUGGUGUGUGCUGUGUGUCUGCUUAGUACAAUUUUUGCCAACUUGGCAGAGACACAACUGCGACAUCCAUGAGCUGUGGGUUUUUUAGUGCCUCUUCUGUGCAUUUGUUCAUGUGAGAGAGCUGGCCGAGUGGAGGCCUCCCAUUCAUAAUGUGUGCACGUUUGUCGCAUCGGCAUCUCUCAUAUCCUAAUGUAGAAUGUUGCACCACGCAAGGCCAACCUCUCGGCUUUUAAACCAUAAUAAAUAUAUCUCUCUCUGCUCCACUCAA